Messenger RNA from Eimeria mitis, 1725 nucleotides. RefSeq lists its product as uncharacterized. Gene Ontology annotation, cellular component: nucleus. Gene Ontology annotation, biological process: regulation of mRNA processing; regulation of transcription by RNA polymerase II. Gene Ontology annotation, molecular function: sequence-specific DNA binding. Lineage: Eukaryota; Apicomplexa; Conoidasida; Eucoccidiorida; Eimeriidae. The record is from RefSeq and is a predicted model, not a curated record.
AUGCUGCAGCUGCCCCCCAGCAAACUCAGCAGUGCUGCUGCUGCUGCUGCUGCUGCUGCUGCAGCUAGAACAACAACAGCAGCAGCAGCAGCAGCAGCAGAAGAGAAGACAGCAAUUACUCUUCCUAUUGCUUCACGCCAGGCGCGUAGGCGAUUAACAGCUGCAGCAGCAGCAGCAGCAGCAGCAGCGACGGCAGCACCCACACCAGCAGCAGCAGCAGCAGCAGCAGCAGCAGCAGCACCAACAGCAGCAGCAGCAGCAACAGCAACAGGGGCGGUGUCAUCCCCUGUUGCUGCAGUAAGGGCUCGCGCAGCUGCUCUCCGCAGCGCCGCAGCAGCAGCUGUUGCAGCAACUGCAGCAGCAGCAACUGCAGCAGAAACAGCAACAGCAGCAGCAGCAGCAGCAAUAUCUCCACGCCAACGGCCUGCUGCUGCUGCACCUGAGGAGUUGCCACCCCCCAAAAGACGGCGCCAGCAGCAGCAGCAACAGCAGCAGCAGCAGCAGCAGCAGCAGCAGCAGCAGAAUCAGCAGCCCGCCAGCGCGGGGAGGCAAAAACAGCAGCAACAACAAGGACAGCAGCAGCAAAAGCAGCUGCAGCUGCUGCAGCCAAGUGAGCAGCAGCAAGGCCCCAGAAUAAAGCAACAGGAGCAGCAGGAGCAGUUGCUGCAGCAGCAGCAGCAGCAGCAACAGCAGCAGCAGCGAGAUUGGGCGAACAGCGCUGCCGGCUGCACAGGGUCUCCGCCUACGCCUACAUCUGCAGCAGCAGGAGCAGCAACGGCAGCAACACGAGCAGCAGCAGCAGCACCUGCUGCUGCUGCUGCUGCUGCUGCUGGUGGGUGGCGCAGCAGGUGGAAGGCAGCAGCACAGCCGCGGCAGGCAGCAGGCCGCUCCUGGGCGGGUGUUGUAUACAGACCUUCUAGGCGUCCUGCUGCUGCUGCUGCUGCUGCUGCUGCUGCUACUUCUGCUGCUGUUAGUGCUGUUAGCGCUGGAGGUGCUGCAGAGCCUGCCCCUGCUGCUGCUGCUGCUGCUGCUGCUGCUGCUUGUCGCUGCGCAGCAACACCCAGCAGCAACAAAAGCAGAGACGGUGCAGGACAGUUAAGGCGAGAAGCAGCAAGCGCAGCACCUGCUGCUGCUGCUGCUGCUGCUUCUCCUGCUGCUGCUGCUGCUGCUCCUGCUGCUGCUGCUGGGGGUAUGUUCUGGGGCAGCAGCUUGCUGGGGGCCCUCUCAGCCCGCAGCAGCGGCAUCGGCUCUGCUUUGUUGCGGCCAACGCGGCGCCUGCUGGGACUACACAGCAGCAGCAGCAGCAGCAGCAGCAGCAGCAGCGGUAGUAGCAGCAGCAGCAGCAGCAACAGUGGUAGGAGUAGCAGCAGCAACAGCAGCAGUUCUCCACAAGUGGGAGCGGCAGCGCCUGCCGGUGCAUCGCAGCGUCGGGGUGCGGCAGACAGCCGCAGCAGCAGCAGCAGCAGCGCCAGCAGCAGCAGCAGCAGCAGCAGCAGCAGCUGCAGCAGCAGCAGUAGCAGUGAACUCCAGAGGCGACAUCCCCCAGGGGGUGCUCGGAGGAGCAGCAGAGGUGUCGCAGCAGAAAACAAUGAAAAUACAAACAACAAUGACAGCAGCAGCAGCAGCAGCAGCAGCAGCAACAGCAGCAGCAGCAGCAGCAGCAGCCAGCAGCAGCAGCAGCAGCAGCAGCAGGAAGAGCCAGCUGUCUGUGCUGGAGCGGUCUGA